AUGGCUUCCGAACCCACCGAGGACGCCAUCGCGAACUUUGUCAGCUUCACGAGCACGACGCGCGAGCAAGCUGUCAACUUUCUGAAGGCUAAUAACCUCGACUCACAAAAAGCCAUCAACGCCUAUUUCGAAGAACUGGCCGGUCCUCAGCCGAAGGCAGACAACUACUACAAUGACAAAAGAGCUAGCUCGUGGGAUUUUACCCAGCAGGACAAUGCGCCCCCAAUACCUGCAACAGCACCGCCGUCGCGUCCUCCCUCCCGAAUGAAUAUGAACGAUACGGAUAAAAAGACUGCACCGGGAGCAACGGCUCCACAAGCAGGUACCGGGCAGGGUCUAAGCCUGGCGGAACGCGAAGAAAAGGAGCUACAACAGGCAGUCGCCAUGUCGUUAAACUCAGGCUUGGGACAGCAGGAAAUCGGUGUUACAUCGAGUAGCCAGCCGCAAUUCAGCAAGGCAACUCGGGAUCACUAUGAGGAAGGUGAUUGGGCAAUGACUUUAUUCAAUACAUCCUCCGAAGAGGUCACGAUUGGACCCGAACCGGAAGAUCGCAGGAGAGGAGAGGGUGAGCCUGCGUUCAUCCGCCCGACCCAGGAUGGUCUUUACCUAGGAGGAUUCUUGACCAUUAUCCACGAGAUUCCUCUCGCCCGAGAAGCGCUACUUCUGCGAAACAAACCGCUUUUUGACUACGGACAUGAGCCACACUGGUGGAAUGGGCAGUCUAUCAACCUACCCAAGAUCGUCACAGUUAAUGAUAGCAAUCGAGACGCCGACUGGGACGAUGUUAUCCAUGAAGCGCAGCGUCUCAUGGCCUUUAUGGAUUCCACGAAACGAUCCUUUGGAAGUAGCGACAGCUUAGCAAGGAUACGAAGUCUCUCGAUGUUCUCCUCCGACUCAGAGGAGAUAGUCACCCGGUUUCUGGAAGCAUGGCAUGGCGCCGCCAUUCGGGCUGACCCCGACAAUCAGCUAGCAGCUAUUUUCACGUCACAUGCCUACAAGCAACAAUCUCAUGACUACGAUGAGCCCGUUACCAAAGAUCUUUUCACAUUUGAAAUUCCCGUUGAACCAGAUCAUGGCCAGAGUCUAUAUGAGGUCAUAGAUAGAGCUUUAUGGAACGAGGGACCGGAGGAAGAGCUCGAGAAUAUUUGGAUCGAAAGCAUAGCAGAGGUACUAUGCAUCAAACUCGACUGUCUACAAAGGCCAAACCCCGUGGAUGUGAAGAUUCCUCCUGUGUUUUACCCAGAUCGUUACCUCAGCAGCUGUCGUGAUCUCGCUCGCGAACUUCGCCUGAAGCGACAGCAAAUACAGGGCGACAUUUGGAAUCUUGAGAAACUCAUCCGCCACUACACUUUCCCACGGAACCCCGUGGGCAAGCUCACUGUCAAAGAGCUGCUUGAGAGAGCAGCAGAAGCAGCUCCCGUGGUUGUUCCAGAGAAGCCAGACAAUGCCGAUUCCUCCAGCGAGGCGACUGUGAAUGUGAAGCAAGUUGCUGAGCAAUUGCGAGCGAUUGCCGCAAAGAUCGAAGAAAAAAUCCAAGAGCUUGAGGUUAGCAAGGAGAACGCCGUAAAAUCGCUCCGCGAGAUUUCCAAGACACUCACUGAACCUUCUGAAUCGCCCUCCGAGCCCCCCACCUAUAAGUACACACUACGAGGUGUGUGCACUCAACCACACAUUACUUAUGUUUUAUCCAAUGCAAAGGCAGGCUCCCCCGACCUAAUGGAUAUGGAAGAUGAGAGCGGGGACCAGUGGUGGCGUAUCAGCUAUUCCACCGAGGAUGGAAAGACCCGACAAGCGGAGAAACGGAAAGCCCAGGGAGACAACACAACGACACAGAAUGGAGAUGUUGUCGGCUACAGCGCCUCGAAGGUCCGGGAGGAUGAAGUGCUCCAAGCUGCCCGCGACGAGUGGAGAUCCGUAUUACUUGUUUAUGCAAGCGAGAAUGCCAUGAAGGCGCCGGUGGACCCUGCGCCAGCACAACUUCGGGGCUUCGUGAACAGAGACAAUGCCGCCUUUGAGGCUGAGUUCGACCAGACUGCCACCAUCAUCAACAGUGACCAAGAGGAAUCCUGGGCCCCGACCAGCAGUACAGAAACCCAGCAAAGCGAGCAGCCAGAGAUGACCGAGAAGCGUCAGCAAGUUAAUGUUUUUGACUAUGAGGUCUCCGGUUUCGACGACGAGCCAGGUCCAAGGCAAGAGAUGCAGCAGAGGGAUGGUGGAAGCCUCUUGAGCAAGGGCACUGCCAACAACUCUCCGCCGAAGACAUUGCAAGUUGAAUCGGAGGGGAAGUCUUCGCACGAUGAGGAAAUGGUUGACCAUGCUGAGCAUGUAUAG
This is a messenger RNA of Penicillium canescens, 2331 nucleotides long. RefSeq names its product ubiquitin-associated-like domain-containing protein. The transcript is spliced from 7 exons. Gene Ontology annotation, cellular component: nucleus; cytosol. The record is from RefSeq and is a predicted model, not a curated record. Gene Ontology annotation, biological process: protein deubiquitination. Bases 1 to 2331 code for a protein of 776 amino acids. Gene Ontology annotation, molecular function: protein binding. Lineage: Eukaryota; Fungi; Ascomycota; Eurotiomycetes; Eurotiales; Aspergillaceae.